AUUUUUCAGUGAGCAGAGGAGAGAAACUAUAACUGGAUCACCAUGAUCGCAAAGAUUUGUGUCGUCCUUCUUCUGUUUGUUGCCUCUGGCAACACGGUCACAACCACCACGGCUCCACUGGAUAACACCACAGCUCCACUGGAUAACACCACGGCUCCACUGGAUAACACCACGGCUCCACUGGAUAACACCACGGCUCCACUGGAUAACACCACGGCUCCAUUGGAUAACACCACGGCUCCACUGGAUACCACCGCGGCUCCAUUGGAUAACACCACGGCUCCACUGGAUAACACCACAGCUCCACUGGAUAACACCACGGCUCCACUGGAUAACACCACGGCUCCACUGGAUAACACCACAGCUCCACUGGAUAACACCACAGCUCCACUGGAUAACACCACGGCUCCACUGGAUAACACCACAGCUCCACUGGAUAACACCACAGCUCCACUGGAUAACACCACGGCUCCAUUGGAUAACACCACGGCUCCACUGGAUACCACCGCGGCUCCAUUGGAUAACACCACGGCUCCACUGGAUAACACCACAGCUCCAUUGGAUAACACCACGGCUCCACUGGAUACCACCGCGGCUCCAUUGGAUAACACCACGGCUCCACUGGAUAACACCACGGCUCCAUUGGAUAACACCACGGCUCCACUGGAUACCACCGCGGCUCCAUUGGAUAACACCACGGCUCCACUGGAUAACACCACAGCUCCACUGGAUAACACCACGGCUCCACUGGAUAACACCACGGCUCCACUGGAUAACACCACAGCUCCACUGGAUAACACCACAGCUCCACUGGAUAACACCACGGCUCCACUGGAUAACACCACAGCUCCACUGGAUAACACCACGGCUCCACUGGAUAGCACCACGGCUCCACUGGAUAACACCACAGCUCCACUGGAUAACACCACGGCUCCACUGGAUAGCACCACGGCUCCACUGGAUAACACCACAGCUCCACUGGAUAACACCACAGCUCCACUGGAUAACACCACGGCUCCACUGGAUAACACCACAGCUCCACUGGAUAACACCACGGCUCCACUGGAUAGCACCACGGCUCCACUGGAUAACACCACGGCUCCACUGGAUAGCACCACGGCUCCACCCACAACCACUGCCACCUCCUCCGCCCUCAUCAACAAAAUCGGUCUCAUUUCGGUUGUUGUGGCUGUGAUGACACACGUACUUCACUCAAGGUGUUAAGUGCAGUUCCUAUCUUGUUAAUUAGCGGUUAAAAAAAUAAGACAGGAGGAUUUUAGAUGCCUUAAAAAAGUUAAAAGGCUGAUUUAUUUUCUUGUUUGUGUACGGAUGUUGGGUGGUUUGCGUUUUUACUGUUAAUCCCUGACAUGACGUGUCCCUCCAGGAGGUGUCUUUAAUCAAUAUAAAUCUGUGAUGGGAGGA
Micropterus salmoides (largemouth bass) is the source of this 1422-nucleotide messenger RNA. Its product is annotated as autotransporter adhesin BpaC-like. The transcript is spliced from 2 exons. NCBI's taxonomy places the organism in Eukaryota, Metazoa, Chordata, Actinopteri, Centrarchiformes, Centrarchidae. The record is from RefSeq and is a predicted model, not a curated record. Bases 43 to 1224 code for a protein of 393 amino acids.